This is a messenger RNA of Triticum urartu, 863 nucleotides long. RefSeq lists its product as uncharacterized. The record is from RefSeq and is a predicted model, not a curated record. NCBI's taxonomy places the organism in Eukaryota, Viridiplantae, Streptophyta, Magnoliopsida, Poales, Poaceae.
GACGCCGGCAAUGGCGGAGUGGAGGAACAUGGCGGCGGGGGCGGCGGGUGGCAGCUUCACCUACAUCAACGAGACGACCGCGAUUGCGGGGUCCAUCAUUGUCGCCCGCCUGCAGUACGGCCUGGCCGCCGAGGACUGCCGCGGAUUCGGCCCGGGCGUGCACCCGCCGCCCAACGCCGGCCAGGGCGCUUCAGCAGGCGGCCCCAUCAUCGACCUCGCCAUCGCCCGGGUCAAGCGCGUCCGCAGGCUCCACGCCGUCCUGGGCAACGUCUUCUCCCUCUGCGUCGCGCGCAUCGGGCUCCAGGGCAACGCGCUGGGGCGGUGGAACAGCUGGCAACUCCAACACGCCGACGCCGCCCGCCGCGCGGAGACGGCGCUGCAGCGCCUGCUCUCCGCGAGGUCGCACGGCCAUGCGGCCUUCAGCGUCUUCCAGGUCAUGCUCAGGCCGCCGUCGCCGCCAGCAGUCGCCCACGCCUGGGCGCCCGCGGCCGAGCAGCUCCUGCUCCGCGCGAUCGACGAUCUGGCCGCGGCGGAGGCCGCGCUGGGGCAGAUGCGCCCGGCCAUCGUCGCCCAGUACAUCCACGCCUGGGUGCUUCUGCACGGCUGAUAGCGCGCGCGGCGGCGAUCACCGAUCUCUCUUCUGCUUUGUUCUUCCCGGCCCGUCUCGGGUUUCCGUCGAUCAAGGUUCAUGUGCUAUGUCGAUCUGCUAACUGUGAUUACGAUGCACUAGCGCUACUAUUAGUUUCAGUUUGUGCUCAAAGAUUUGAUCCAAAACUGCUCGGUGGAUCAAGUCGAUCGACUCGAGCUUCUCUUGAAUCUUGAUACGGCUGAGAAUUACAUCUCUUUGCUUGAUUAGUAGUAAU